Messenger RNA from Toxorhynchites rutilus septentrionalis, 784 nucleotides. RefSeq lists its product as uncharacterized. The record is from RefSeq and is a predicted model, not a curated record. The transcript is spliced from 4 exons. Lineage: Eukaryota; Metazoa; Arthropoda; Insecta; Diptera; Culicidae. The coding region runs from base 319 to 552 and encodes 77 amino acids.
UCACUUUCGUCUGCGGUUACCCCCAAACAAUCACGCGUCCAAUCGUAUCGCGUAUGUUCGCAGCUCCCCAAAUCGGCCCGGCUCAACCAGUCUCAAGUCGGAAUCCAUAAGAUAAAGCUGUGACGACGGCAGCGGCGGCAACGCGAGCGAUUCGGAUUUCACCAGGCAUCCAAUCAGUGAAGGCAGCAGCAUCAGUGUCAGUGGCUGAAUACCAGUUCCUCGGAGGAGGGAUUAAAAUUACGUAAAAAACAAACGAUUGGACAUAACAUUUGGAGCAUCGCACGCACUCUUAACGGUCUUGGAACACUACAGACUGCCAUGACGCGGAUCCGUUCCAUUUGUUUUGCUGUUCUUCUGUUGGUGUGUGUUCUCCUUGCUCCAACUGCCGAUUCGACGCUGCAACCGAAAGCACCCAAUUUCCAGUACUUUGAGAGGCCUAAGUAUCGAUAUCCAUACUACGACGAGAAUGGCAAAGGCAAGCUUCUCUACGGUUACGGAGGACCAGAAUUAUACCAGUACAAGAGCUAUUCACCUUUGGACGGGAUUCAUUAGAUAAAUGAAUGUAUCAAAUGUAUUGUUAAUAUGUAAUUGGUUACCUUUAAUAAUUUUGUACAUACGAAUGAAGUCUACUGUAGGAUGUUAAAUUAAGCAAUCAAUGAUCCAACCGAUCAUUACUCACUGGCCGGAGCGCAGCAAUCCCGAAUGAUUUUAAAUCAAUUGCAUGUUUCAUUGUGAGACAAGUGUACUUAUUUAGUGGAAUUGAAAUAAAACAUUGUAUUUGGAA